GUAGAAAUAACACUUCAGGAUAUCAAUGACAACCCACCAGUUUUCCCCACAGACAUGCUCGAUCUGACUGUGGAGGAGAAUAUAGGAGAUGGAUCCAAAAUACUGCAGCUGACAGCCAUGGAUGCCGAUGAGGGAGCCAAUGCCCUGGUCACAUACACCAUCAUCAGCGGGGCUGACGACAGUUUCCACAUUGACCCCGAGUCGGGGGAGCUGAUCGCCACCAAGCGCCUGGACCGCGAGCGCCGCUCCAAGUACUCGCUGCUGGUGCGCGCCGACGACGGCCUGCAGUCCUCGGAUGUGAGGAUAAACAUCACCGUCAGCGACGUCAACGACCACAUCCCCAAAUUCUCCAGGCCUGUCUACUCCUUCGACAUCCCAGAAGAUGCCACUCCAGGUUCCUUGGUGGCAGCCAUCCUCGCCACCGACGACGACUCAGGUGUCAACGGGGAGAUCACGUACACCGUGAGCGAGGAUGAUGAGGAGGGGAUCUUCUUCCUGAAUCCCGUCACCGGGGUGUUCAACCUGACCCGGGCGCUGGACUAUGAAGCGCAGCAGUAUUACAUCCUCACCGUGCGUGCUGAGGAUGGGGGCGGCCAGGCCACGGCCAUCAGGGUGUAYUUCAACAUCCUGGACAUCAAUGACAACCCGCCCGUGUUCGCCAUGGCCUCCUACAGCACCUCCCUGAUGGAGAACCUGCCCCCGGGAUCCGCCAUCCUCAACUUCAGCGUCACCGACGCCGACCACGGCUCCAACUCUCAGCURUCGUUCAGCAUCGCCUCCGGGGACAGCGCGGGGCAGUUCGCCAUCGACAGCCGCGGGGUGCUGAGCAUCCGGCAGCCUCUGGAUCGGGAGAGCCAGUCCUUCUACAGCCUGGUGGUGCAAGCCCACGACAUGGCCCCCCCUCCAGCCUCCAGGUACACCAGCACGGCCCAGGUGUCCAUCAUCCUGCUGGAUGUGAACGACAGCCCCCCCAGCUUCAUCUCCCCGAAGCUGACCUACGUCCCYGAGAACACGCCCAUAGACACGGUGGUGUUCAGGGCGCAGGCGACCGAUCCCGACAGCGGCCCCAACAGCUACAUCGAGUACAGCCUGCUCCGGCCUCCGGGAAACAAGUUCAGCAUCGGGACCAUCGAUGGGGAGGUGAAGCUCACCGGGGAGCUCGACAGAGAAGCCGUGGCCAACUACACCUUGACUGUGGUAGCCACAGACAAGGGCCAGCCGUCCCUUUCGUCAUCUACGGAUGUGGUGGUCGUAGUCCUGGACAUCAACGACAACAACCCGCUGUUCGCCCAGAAGCUGUACAGAGUGGAGGUGGCAGAAGAUACUCUGACGGGGACGGAUUUAAUCCAGGUGCUGGCUACGGACGGAGACGAAGGGACCAACGGGCAGGUCCGCUAUGCCAUCAUCAGUGGAGAUGGCAGCAAUGAGUUUCGGAUCGAUUCCGUGACGGGGGUGAUCACGGUGGCCAAGCCUUUGGAUAGAGAGAGGAAGCCUUCCUACACGCUGACCGUUCAGUCAUCUGACCGCGGGAGCAGCCCCAGGACCGACACYGCCACGGUCAGCAUUGUUCUGAGGGAUGUCAACGAUUUCAUUCCCACCUUUGAACUUUCUCCCUACUCUGUGAACGUCCCUGAAAAUUUGGAGACGCUCCCUAAAGUUAUUCUUCAGGUUGUGGCAAGGGAUGACGACCAAGGGUUGAACAGCAAGCUGAGCUACAUGCUGGUGGCUGGCAAUGAGGAGGGAGCCUUCACUCUGUCGGGCAGCGGAGAGCUGCGCCUGGAGCGGAGCCUGGACAGGGAGGCCAAGGAGCAGUACCUGCUGCUGGUCACAGCUUCUGAUACAGGAUCUCCUGCCCUCACUGGCACUGGAACCAUUGCUGUCACAGUGGAUGAUGUCAAUGACAAUGUCCCCGCGUUCGCCUUUAACAUGUAUUUCGCCACGGUUCCGGAGGAUGCUCCCACRGGGACAGAUAUUUUGCUCGUCAACUCCUCGGAUGCUGAUGCUUCCACAAAUGCUGUUAUUAGCUACAGGCUGACGGGCGGCAAUUCCCAAUUCACCAUCAACCCCUCUACAGGCCAGAUCAUCACCAGUGCUCUCCUGGACCGAGAGGCCAGGGAGAAYUACACCCUGGUGGUGGUGGCCAGCGACGGGGGCGUGCCCAGGGCCCUGUCCAGUUCCACCAGCGUGCUCGUGUCCGUGGCCGACGUGAACGACAACCCGCCCAAAUUCCAGCACCACCCCUACGUCACACACGUGCCAUCACCCACUGCUUCAGGCUCGUUUGUGUUUGCUGUGACCGUCACCGAUGCAGAUGCCGGCUCCAACGCCGAGCUCCAUUAUUCCCUCGUGGGGAAGAACUCUGAGAAAUUCCACAUCGAUCCAGCAAGAGGGGCGAUCCUGGCAGCAAAACCACUGGCGGGAGAAUCCGAAGUCACCAUUUCCGUUCACGUGAGGGACGGUGGCCGGUACCCCAAGACAGAYUCUACCACGGUCACCGUGAGGUUUGUGGACAAAGCCGAAUUUCCUCGCGUGCAGGCGGAUCAGGAGACCUUCACGUUUCCUGAAAACCAAGCAGUUGGGACGCUCGUCACCACCGUCUCCGGGUCUUCAGCCAGAGGAGGCUCCUUAUCUUACUACAUCGCCAGCGGUAACCUGGGCAGCACCUUCCUGGUGGACCAGGUGACGGGACAGCUUUCUGUGGGGCGGGCUUUGGAUUUCGAAGCCAUACAGAAAUAYGUGGUGUGGAUUGAGGCCAGGGACACGGGCUUUCCCCCCUUCUCCUCGUACAAGAAAUUGGAAGUGUCGGUGAUUGAUGUCAAUGAUAAUGCGCCGGAAUUUGAGCAAGAUCCCUUCAUUGCAGAAAUAGCAGAGAACCUGUCCCCGCGGAAAAUACUGACGGUGGCUGCUGUCGACAGGGACAGCGGUCUAAAUGGACAGCUAAACUAUGAAAUAAUUAAGGGCAACACUGAAAACAGUUUCAKCAUCAAUCGAGCCACUGGUGAGAUCAGAAGCGUCCGGCCCUUGGACAGGGAGAGACUGUCUCAGUACACACUAACCGUAAAAGCUUCGGAUAAAGGCACUCCGCUGCAGAGCACGACCGUCAAAGUUAUCAUUAAUAUUUUAGAUGAAAAUGACAAUGCUCCAAGGUUUUCCCAGAUAUUCAGUGCUUCUGUGCCUGAAAAUGCCCCUCUGGGUUUUACAGUMACCCGGGUCACGACAUCAGAUGAGGACAUUGGGGUGAACGCGGUCAGCAGGUACUCCAUAAGGGACACGAGUCUYCCGUUCACCAUAAAUCCCAGCACUGGGGACAUCACCAUCAGCAGGCCACUGAACAGGGAGGACACYGACCGCUACAGGAUCAGGGUCUCUGCGCAUGACUCAGGGUGGACAGUGAGCACAGAUGUCACCAUAUUUGUCACGGAUGUCAAUGACAAYGCCCCACGAUUUACAAAACCGUCCUAUUACCUGGAGUGUCCCGAGCUUCCUGGGAUUGGGCUGAAGGUCACCCAGGUUUCAGCCACCGAUCCAGAUGAGGGCUCAAACGGCCAGGUCUUCUACUUCAUAAAAUCCCAGUCCGAGUUCUUCCGCAUUAACGCGACCACRGGGGAGAUUUUCAACAAGCAGUACCUGAGGUACCAAAACUCCAGCGGUUCCAGCAAUGUCAACAUCAACAGGCACAGCUUCAUCGUGACCUCGUCAGACCGGGGCAGUCCCCCGCUGGUGAGCGAGACCACCGUCACCAUUAACAUCGUGGACAGCAAUGACAACGCACCGCUCUUCCUCACUCCUAAAUAUUUCACUCCUGUUACUAAGAACGUGAGGGUUGGCACAAACUUAAUUAAAGUGACUGCGGUGGAUGACAAGGACUUUGGCUUGAAUUCUGAAGUGGAGUAUUUCAUGUCUGAUGAGAGCAAAACCAAUAAAUUCAGGCUGGACCGGAGUACAGGCUGGAUUUCUGUGUCUUCUUCACUAAUGGCUGAUUUGAACAAAAACUUCCUGUUUAAAGUGAAAGCCAAGGACAAGGGUAAUCCCCCACUCUCAUCUGAGGCAGCUGUUGAAAUAGUAGUGACAGAAGAAAAUUACCAUACACCGGAGUUUUCCCAGAGCCGAAUGAGCAUUACUAUCCCAGAGASUCACUCUGUUGGCACGGUGGUCAGGACAGUUUCAGCACGAGACAGAGAUGCUGCUAUGAAUGGAUUAAUCAGAUACAAUAUUUCCUCAGGAAAUGAAGCUGGAAUCUUUGCUAUUAAUACAACCACCGGUGCGCUGACGCUAGCCAAACCACUGGAUUUUGAGUUGCACCAAAAGCACGAGCUGGUYGUCACUGCCACAGAUGGAGGAUGGGUGUCCAGAACAGGCUACUGCAGUGUCACUGUCAAUGUCAUUGAUGUCAAUGACAAUUCCCCAGCAUUCAGCCCCGAGGAAUACUUCCCCACYGUGUUAGAGAAUGCCCCCAGUGGCACAACUGUUAUUUGUUUAAACGCCACCGAUGCAGACUCUGGGUCUAACGCUGUGAUUGCGUAUGCCAUUCAGUCCUCAGACAGCGACCUCUUYGUCAUUGACCCCAACACGGGAACCAUCACCACCCAGGGAUUUCUAGAUUAUGAAACAAAACAGAGUUACCAUUUAACAGUAAAGGCUUUUAAUGUUCCAGAUGAGGAGAGGUGCAGCUUUGCUACUGUCAACAUCCAGUUAGAAGGGACRAAUGAGUAUGUGCCCCGCUUUGUGUCCAAGCUUUAUUAUUUCGAGGUUUCAGAGGCAGCCUCCAAAGGUACUGCUGUAGGUGAAGUUUUUGCAAGUGAUCGYGAUAUGGGAAUUGAUGGAGAAGUCCACUACCUCAUCUUUGGCAACAGCAGAAAGAAGGGCUUCCAGAUAGAUGAGAAAAGUGGCCAGAUCUAUGUUUCAGGACCUCUUGACAGAGAAAAAGAAGAACGAAUCUCUUUGAAAGUCCUCGCRAAAAAUCUGGGGAGCAUUCGUGGUGCAGAUAUAGAUGAAGUAACCGUUAAUAUCACAAUCCUGGAUGCCAACGAUCCUCCUGUUUUUACCUUGGGAACCUACAACGUACGAAUCAGCGAGGGUGUUCCACCAGGCACCCAUGUCACAUUUGUCAGUGCCUUUGACUCUGAUUCUGUCCCCAGCUGGAGCAGGUUUUCCUAUUUCAUCGGGUCCGGCAACGAGAACGGCGCCUUCUCCAUCAACCCACAGACAGGACAGGUGACGGUCACUGCAGAGCUGGAUCGAGAAACGCUGCCCAUCUACAACCUGUCCGUGCUGGCCAUCGACUCGGGAACGCCGUCUGCCACAGGAAGUGCCUCCCUGCUGGUAACUUUGGAAGAUAUCAACGACAACGGCCCUACCUUGUCCACCAGCCAAGGGGAAGUCCUGGAGAACAACCGUGCGGGAACUCUGGUGAUGACGCUUCAGUCGUCAGAUCCCGAUCUGCCUCCCAACCAAGGUCCUUUCACUUAUUACCUGCUCAGCACCGGCCCCGCCACCAGCUACUUCAGUCUCAGCACCUCUGGCGUCCUGACUACAACGAGGGAGAUUGACAGGGAGCAAAUCAGCGAUUUCUACCUGUCAGUGAUCACCAGAGACUCUGGCGUUCCUCAGAUGUCUUCCACAGGRACUGUGCAGAUCAAGGUAAUAGACCAAAACGACAACCCGUCUCAGCCCAGAACGGUAGAAAUCUUUGUUCAUUAUUAUGGCAACCUCUUCCCAGGUGGAAUUUUGGGCAACGUAAAGCCGCAGGAUCCGGAUGUGCUGGACAGCUUCCAGUGCUCCCUCACGUCRGGAGUCACCAGCCUCUUCAGCAUUCCCGGGGGCACCUGCGAGCUGCACUCGCAGGCCAGGUCCACGGACGGCACGUUUGACCUGGCCGUGCUCAGCAACGACGGCUUGCACGGCGCYGUCACCAGCAGCGUGCGGGUUUUCUUCGCGGGCUUCAGCAACGCCACCAUCGACAACAGCGUCCUGCUGCGCCUGAGCGCCCACAGCGUGCGCGACUUCCUGACCAACCACUACCUGCACUUCCUGCGCAUCGCCAGCUCCCAGCUCACCGGGCUGGGCACGGCAGUCCAGCUCUACGGGCUCUACGAGGACAGCAACCACACCUUCCUGAUGGCGGCCGUCAAGCGCGGCGGCAACCAGUACGUCAACCCCAGCGGCGUGGCCACCUUCUUCGAGAGCAUCAAGGACGUCCUCUUCCGCCAGAGCGGGGUGCGCGUCGAGGCCGUGGACCACGACUGGUGCCUGCAGAGCCCCUGCCAGAAUGGAGGGAGCUGCCUGAGGAGGCUGGCGGUGGGCCCGGCUCUGCAGAGCCAUGAGAGCGUCCCUGUUGUCAUCGUGGCCAACGAGCCACUGCGGCCCUUCGUGUGCCGCUGCCUGCCGGGCUACGACGGGAGCCUGUGCGAGACCGACAUCGAYGAGUGCCUGCCCUCCCCAUGCCACAACGACGGCACUUGCCACAACCUGGUGGGGGGCUUCUCCUGCAGCUGYCCCGAGGGCUUCACCGGCAUGGCUUGCGAGAGGGACAUCAACGAGUGCCUUUCCAACCCCUGCAAAAACGGGGCCGCCUGCCAGAACUUCCCAGGAAGCUUCAACUGCGUGUGUAAAACAGGCUACACAGGGAAAACGUGUGACUCCACUGUCAACUACUGUGAGUGCAACCCCUGUUUCAAUGGUGGCUCCUGCCAAAGUGGCCUGGAGGGCUAUUUCUGCCACUGUCCCUUCGGUGUUUUUGGGAACCACUGUGAACUGAACAGUUACGGCUUUGAAGAGCUGUCSUACAUGGAGUUCCCCAGCAUGGAUCCCAACAACAAUUACAUCUACAUCAAGUUUGCCACCAUCAAAAGCAACGCCCUGCUGUUGUAUAACUACGACAACCAGACCGGAGAGCGGGCRGAAUUCCUGGCCUUGGAAAUAGCAAAGGGGAAGCUGAGGUUCUCCUACAACCUGGGCAGUGGCACCUACAAGCUCAGCACAGCCAAAACCGUGUCUGAUGGGCAGUUCCACACCGUCAUCGCCCGCCGCGCCGGAAUGGCAGCAUCCCUGACAGUGGAUUCCUGCUCUGARGAUCAAGAGCCAGGCUACUGCACUGUUAGCAACGUUGCUGUUUCAACUGACUGGACUCUGGAUGUGCAGCCAAAUCGAGUUACUGUUGGUGGCAUCAGGUCCAUAGAGCCCAUCCUUCAGAGGAGAGGACAGGUGGAGAGCCACGAUUUCGUGGGCUGCAUAAUGGAGUUUGCAGUCAAUGGACGGCCCCUGGAGCCCAGCCAGGCUUUGGCAGCUCAAGGAAUCCUAGAUCAGUGUCCCAGACUGGAAGGCACCUGCACUACCAGCCCCUGCCAACACGGUGGCACUUGUGUCGAUCAGUGGUCGUGGCAGCAGUGUCACUGCAAGGAUGGACUGACAGGAAAGCACUGUGAAAAAUAUGUCACUGCUGACACAGCCCUGUCGCUGGAGGGAAAGGGCCGCCUCGACUACCACAUGAGCCCCAACAAGAAGCGUGACUACCUGCUGAGGCUGGGGGCUCGCCCGGCCGUGGAGCGCCUGGAAGUGAAGUUCAGGACGAGGAGCGAGAACGGCGUUUUACUGCACGUCCAAGAGAGCAGCAACUUCACUACUGUGAAGAUAAAAGCGGGGAAGGUGCACUACAUAUCCGAUGCUGGAGUUGCUGGGAAGGUGGAAAGGAACAUCCCUGAGGUGUACGCUGCUGAUGGCCAAUGGCACUCGGUGCUCCUGGAGAAGAACGGCUCUGCCACCAUCCUGUCSGUGGACAGGACCCACAGCCGGGACAUUCUCCACGCCACUCAGGACUUUGGGGGGCUCAAUGUCCUCACCAUUUCUCUGGGAGGAAUUCCUUCCAGCCAACCUUUCAAGAGCACAGUUGCAGGCUUCGACGGCUGCAUCUCCUACAUCAAGUACGGCGAGGAGAGCCUGCCGUUCUCCGGGAAGCACAGCCUGGCCACGCUGUCCCGGACGGACCCGUCGGUGAAGAUGGGCUGCCGYGGCCCCAACGUGUGCGCCAGCAGCCCGUGCUGGGGCGAGCUCAUGUGCGUCAACCGCUGGUUCUCCUACCAGUGCGUGCCGCCGGGAGCCUGCGCCUCCGCGCCCUGCCUGAACGGCGGCAGCUGCGAGCCCRGCCCGCACGGCUACACCUGCAGCUGCCCCGAGGCGUACGUGGGACGGAGCUGCGAGACGCUGCUGGCCUGCCUGGGUGUGCUGUGUGCCCCCGGACACGAGUGUCGGGCGGCAGCAGGCGGCGGUCACGCGUGCCUCCCGUCCCCGCAGCCCGCCGAGCUGGCGCUGCCGCUCUGGGCCGUGCCGGCCAUCGUGGGCAGCUGYGCCACCGUGCUGGCGCUGCUGGUGCUCAGCCUCAUCCUCUGCAACCAGUGCCGAGGGAAGAAGGCCAAGGGGCCCAAGGAGGAGAAGAAGACCAAGCAGAARAAGAAGAAAAAGGGGAGCGAGAACGUGGCGUUCGAUGACCCCGACAACAUCCCGCCCUACGGYGACGACAUGACCGUCAGGAAGCAGCCCGAGGGGAACCCCAAACCCGACAUCAUCGAGAGGGAAAACCCUUACCUCAUCUACGACGAGACGGACAUCCCRCAUGCCGCCGAGACCAUCCCCAGCGCCCCGCUGGCAUCCCCCGAGCCCGAGAUCGAGCACUACGACAUCGACAACGCCAGCAGCAUCGCCCCCUCCGACGCUGACAUCAUCCAGCACUACAAGCAGUUCCGCAGCCAUGCKCCCAAGUUCUCCAUCCAGAGGCACAGCCCGCUGGGUUUCGCCCGGCAGUCCCCCAUGCCCCUGGGCGCCAGCAGCCUGACCUACCAGCCCGCCUACGGGCAGGCCUUGAGGACGGCRUCCCUGAGCCACUCGGCGUGCCCCACUCCCAACCCCCUGUCCCGGCACAGCCCCGCGCCCUUCUCCAAGUCCUCGACAUUCUACAGGCACAGCCCGGCCCGGGAGCUGCACCUCGCCAUCCGGGAGGGGAGCCCGCUGGACGUGCACGGUGAUGUCUGCCAGCCUGGCAUCUUCAACUACGCCACCCGCCUGGGGAGGAGAAGCAAGAGCCCGCAGACCAUGGCGGGCCACAGCUCCCGCCCGGGAAGCCGCCUGAAGCAGCCCAUCGGGCAGAUCCCGCUGGAGACGGCUCCCCCGGUGGGGCUGUCCAUCGAAGAGGUGGAGAGACUGAACACSCCGCGGCCCAGGAACCCCAGCAUCUGCAGCGCCGACCACGGCCGCUCCUCGUCGGAGGAGGACUGCAGGAGGCCCCUGUCGCGGACGCGCAACCCGGCCGACGGCAUCCCCGCGCCCGAGUCCUCCUCCGACAGCGACUCGCACGAGUCCUUCACCUGCUCCGAGAUGGAGUACGACCGCGACAAGCCYGUGGCCUACACCUCCAGGAUGCCCAAGCUGUCCCAGGUCAACGAGUCGGACGCGGACGACGAGGACAACUACGGCUCCAGGCUGAAGCCGCGGCGGUACCCGGGGCGCCGCGGGGAGGGAGGGCCCGUGGGGGCGCAGGCGGCCGGAGCUGCCGACGGCUCCCUGCCCGGGAAGCUGGGCCAGCAGGCAGCCAGCUUCAACUGGGACAACCUCUUGAACUGGGGCCCGGGCUUYGGGCAUUACGUGGAUGUUUUCAAAGAUUUGGCAUCGCUUCCUGAAAAAACAGCAGCAGCAGCAGCAGUGGGUGACGACAGCAAAGGUGGCGCGGCGAAGGCUGUGCCCAAGGAGGGGGAAGCAGAACAGUACGUAUAGGCUUUGUCUCCUGGCAUCGCCUCCGURCAAAGCCACGGGGAACUGCUCGAACCAUUAUAUGGUUGUGGAAAAGCCAAGGUCAGCGUCUGAACCCCAGGCCAGUCUGGUUGGAGGAGACUAAAAAUAAUAACCAUUAUGCUGCUGAAAGAGACUUAAGACAUUUUUAAUUUAAUUAUGCUCGGAUGAAUUUGUUUCUCCUGCAUGCGUUGUACUUGCAAACCAGAUAUUCGGCAUGCAGCCUUUGGAAAGGGUUUCCUAUUUACAUUGUUUGGUUCGUGGUUCUUAAAUUAAUAAUGCUUUGUUCUGAAAAYGAACUAAUUUUUUGUUCCAGUUGUGAAGGAUGUGCAUAUUGUCUCCAGCUACUAACAUGUUUUACGAUGCAAGAGUAUUGAGGAUUUAAUGUUCCUUMAGAAGCUCGUGGAAGUGAAAUGGUGAAUGAAGGAAUUGCAGUAGUAAGGUGUCUCAGAAAAUGUCGUUACCAUAUCCUGCAGUUGCUCACAUGUGACUUUCUGGAUGAAAUCAGCUUGAAUAAUUGCUGGCAACAGUGCUUGCUGUAAGUCUUAUUCCAUACAAGAGGUGCUAGAAGCAGCUCAAGCCAGUCAGCACUUUAGGAGUUUUUUACCUUUUCAGUUUGUUUAUUUGUUUGUUUCAGGUUUCUUUCUUUUUUUUUUUUUUUUUUUUUGGUUUUCUUGACAAAGUUGUGUGAGAGCUUCUGAAUCUCUAUAUUUUUGGGGAUGCUUACUUAAUCCUGGUCCCUUCCUGCCCCCCCUCAGUGGUUCCUGAUUGUCACUUGUCAGCCCAGCCUGGCUCGCAGCAGCAGGAGCGAGGGACAAACCCCUCCAUUCCUACAUCUCCUGGCCUCUCAGCUUGGCUGCUGCUGCAGCCUGUGCUUCUCCCCUGGUUCCAUUUUCCCAUCUGUGCCGUGGAAAAGUAGGAAAAACACUUAUUUCCCUGCCUCACAGGGGUGCUGUGAGGGCUAAUUAGUUAACUCGUCUGAAGUGCUUCGACAUUAUCAAGCACUAUAAUAAGUAUUAUCAUAAUUAUUAUUACAGCACUGCCUAGCCUCUGUGACCUUGGAGUGGCAUUUUCUGCAUUCUACAAUUUUYUAUGGUGGAAACUUUGAAGAAUUAUUUAUUGUAUAGAAAAUUACUGCACUCUAGCAUUUUGCAGCGGAUAUGAGGGAAAACUACUUGUAGAUUCAUUAAUGUAGCUUUAUCUGUUGCCCCCAAUUCCCUGAAGUUGUAGGUAAAAUAGAACUUCACAAAGCCCUUACAUCUUCAUGCAGAUCUGAUGAACCUAUUGUACUGUGUAAAAACUUCAAUUUUUUUGUUUUGGUUUUUUUUUUUACCUAAGCCGUGUUUUUAUAUCAAUAUUUUCCUAUGCUGAAUAGUUUUCUUACUUUCAGGGAAGGUAAGAAAAAUACUUUUUUUACAUUUGUUACUUAUGUAACAUCCAUAUUUUUCACAUUUUGAUAAAAUUGUAACAUACUGUAUGCUUUCUACCUGUA
This is a messenger RNA of Malurus melanocephalus (red-backed fairy wren), 11269 nucleotides long. RefSeq names its product FAT atypical cadherin 4 (gene FAT4). Gene Ontology annotation, molecular function: calcium ion binding. The record is from RefSeq and is a predicted model, not a curated record. The transcript has 16 exons. Gene Ontology annotation, biological process: homophilic cell-cell adhesion. Lineage: Eukaryota; Metazoa; Chordata; Aves; Passeriformes; Maluridae. Gene Ontology annotation, cellular component: plasma membrane; cell-cell junction. The annotation marks the transcript as partial.